UCGACGUCGGCGCAUCACAAGCAAUUGGUAAAAUGCGACCCAUUAUCAAUAUCCUGUUCCUACAUUAGAUCAGAUACAAAGUAGCGCGAUACCGAACUUUGAACCAACACAACCCAAUUAUUAAGUCACAGUACUUCUCUAUCUAGAUACCUAACGUAUGGUAAUCCUUUGCGAUUAAUUAUUACAAUAAACCAAGACCAACAUGUCGCGGCCAGAGGACACACUGUCCGCCGACGUCCACUACAAUGAUUCCGAAGCGCGCAAAUACACAACGUCUUCCCGAAUACAGAAUAUCCAGGCAUCUAUGACACAUCGAGCUCUCGAGCUUCUCGACCUAUCCUCACCCUCUUUCAUCCUCGAUGUCGGCUGUGGAAGCGGCCUAUCGGGCGAGAUCCUCUCCUCGAUACCCCCCGAAGAAGGCGGUCCACACGUAUGGGUAGGCAUGGAUGUGUCAGCUUCUAUGUUGGAUGUUGCGCUACAGCGGGAUGUGGAAGGCGAUCUACUACUAGCCGAUAUUGGGCAAGGGGUUCCCUUCCGAGCCGGCACGUUCGACGCGGCUAUCAGUAUCAGCGCGAUACAAUGGCUAUGCAAUGCCGAAAGCAGCGACGUAUCCCCCGCGGGACGCCUGUCAAGGUUUUUCAAUGGUCUAUACGCAAGCUUGAAGAGGGGUGGGCGAGCUGUGUGUCAGUUCUACCCGAAGAACGACGAGCAGAAAAAGAUGAUCACGAGCGCGGCGGUAAGGGCUGGCUUCGGUGCUGGUUUAUUAGAAGAUGACCCGGAGACCAAGAAUGUCAAGGUCUACUUGGUACUUACAGUAGGCGGUGGUAAUCUCGACGGGAAUGGAGGCGACAUCACUGGGGUAAUCAAGGGCAUGGAGGGCGUUGAUGUGUUGGACUCAAGACACGGUAGCCGCAAUGGUAAGGGUGAGAUUAAAAAGGGGAGCAAGGCGUGGAUUAUCAAGAAGAAGGAACAGAUGGAACGAAAAGGAAAAGUUGUCAAGGCUACAUCCAAGUACACGGGACGAAAGAGACGGAUUGCUUUCUAAGUUCAAAACGAUAUCCUUUGUGCAUUGCGCGGCGUAUGGGAGUUAUAUUACCUUGGGUUGGUCAAGAAUUAAAAUCUAUUUCUAUUUCUGUGGAUCAUUUCUGGUGCUUCUAUGAGAACAAGUCUUUGGUCGAUAUUUUCUGUAUCGCUAGCCACGCCCCUUUUAUAUUGGCCUAAACGAUCUUCUUCUAGGAAAAGGGGUUUAAUUUAAGCUCAUAUGCUAAUAUACCCAGGUACCUAGGUACUCUAUGAUGCAAGGUAAUACAGCUUUGAGUUACACCCCAACACUCUCUUUUGAAGCCCCUUUAGUACCAUUUUACGUUAAUUUCAUAGAUCAUUUAUGCUCUUAAUAAUAGUAAUUAAGUGUGACAAUUGGGAAGUCUAGCUCAUAUAGGCAUAUUAGUCUCUGCACACGAAAUAUCC
This is a messenger RNA of Daldinia vernicosa, 1467 nucleotides long. RefSeq names its product S-adenosyl-L-methionine-dependent methyltransferase. The record is from RefSeq and is a predicted model, not a curated record. Gene Ontology annotation, cellular component: nucleolus. The transcript is spliced from 2 exons. Gene Ontology annotation, molecular function: rRNA (guanine) methyltransferase activity. Gene Ontology annotation, biological process: rRNA (guanine-N7)-methylation. Lineage: Eukaryota; Fungi; Ascomycota; Sordariomycetes; Xylariales; Hypoxylaceae. The coding region runs from base 203 to 1045 and encodes 280 amino acids.